AUGGAUGCGGGGAUUUGGCCCAAUAGUCUCUUUGAGCGGACGGUGGACAUCGUGCAGAGCUUGCCGAAAUCUGGGCCGAUCCAGACGUCGUACGAGGAGAAGCUGGCACUCUACAGUCUCUACAAGCAGGCGACCGAGGGAGAUGUCAAGUCAAAGAGGCCCGGCGUGCUCGAUAUGCUCGGGAGAGCAAAGUGGGAUGCGUGGGCAAAGAGAAAGGGGAUGGGGAGCCAGGACUCAAAGCAGCUCUACGUGGAGAGCAUGCUGAGGGUGAGUCAGCGAGAUGAACAGCCCAUAUGGCGAGCUGGAAGGCUAAACCGCGAUUUCCAAAGAUUUUGA
This is a messenger RNA of Acaromyces ingoldii, 336 nucleotides long. Its product is annotated as ACBP-domain-containing protein. The record is from RefSeq and is a predicted model, not a curated record. Gene Ontology annotation, molecular function: fatty-acyl-CoA binding. Lineage: Eukaryota; Fungi; Basidiomycota; Exobasidiomycetes; Exobasidiales; Cryptobasidiaceae. The coding region runs from base 1 to 336 and encodes 111 amino acids. Gene Ontology annotation, biological process: fatty acid metabolic process. The transcript has 2 exons.